Pieris rapae (cabbage white) is the source of this 5844-nucleotide messenger RNA. RefSeq lists its product as uncharacterized. Gene Ontology annotation, molecular function: protein binding. Lineage: Eukaryota; Metazoa; Arthropoda; Insecta; Lepidoptera; Pieridae. Bases 49 to 5259 code for a protein of 1736 amino acids. The record is from RefSeq and is a predicted model, not a curated record. The transcript is spliced from 17 exons.
UCAGUUUUUGAUGCGAAUUGGUAUUUAGAUAUAAUAUCUUAGUACCAAAUGAAUUCCCAACUUCCAAAAACAGAUUCAAGUUUUAUAGAGGCUAAACGUCGCGAGUUAAAAGAGUUUUUCAAAGAUAGCAAAUUUUCUGAGAAUGUUAUUAAUAAUGUUAUAGAAAAUGAAUUAAAGCCCAUUAUUGAAGAUAAAUACGAGGUUGUCCCUUAUAUUGCUGCAUCGGGUUCUGGAGAUGUAAAAUCCGAAUAUGAAGUGAUGUCAGGUCAACCUUUUACGGAAAUCGCUGAUUAUAACAAACCUUUAAAUUCCGCAGAAGUAAAGGAAAUGAUAAAAGACAGUCCAAUUAUUGCAGAAAAAGCUCGCCAAAUACAAAUAACAUCUAACCGCGAAGGACGAGCAAAAGUUAAUAUAAUUCCGUAUGAUCAAAUUAACAUGGACACGAUUGACGAAAUGACUCAAGAGCUUUAUGAAGCCGAUGGCGAUGCAGACAAAAUAAAAAAAAUAAAAUAUAAGAAUAUGCAGGCAUUGUUCAAGUCUGUUGACGAAUUUGCAGGAAGAAAAUUUAUAAAGGAUUCUGUUGACGAAGAAAAUAGAAAUGAAAGUCAAGAAUCCAGUAGUGAUGAGAGAGAAUUCGAAUCAAUAGAUAAAGUCGUUUCAGAAUUAACAAAUAAAUCACAUGAGACUCGCUUUAAUGAAACAAAAGAUAUGCUACAAAAAUUGGCGGAUAAAUAUGAUGAUCCGAAUCAAAUAGAAAGUCGAGAUCGGUCUAGGAAACUAAUCAUUACAGAGGAUCCAAUAUUAAAGGCAUCUUCAUCUCAAAUUAUCAAAGGUGUAAUAAGACGUUCAGCAAUUGACGAAAUCAAAGAGAAUUACAAAAUCAAUGAAACAAUGAAUAUUUCUCUACUUGAUAAUCCAGUAAAACUGGACCUUAGAUCAAUACAAUUAAAGCAAGAACCAAAUGCAAAAACUAUAUCCGAAGACGAGAUAAUUAACGCGGAGGAGGUUUUUCCUAAGACCUUUGAAGCAAAAAUAAAACAUACCGAAAAGGCGCUAAGAAACAUUAACUCUAUUUUAAGCUCUAUUGAAGUUGGUAAAGAUAAAAAAAAUACAUGUGUUGAUGCAACAGAUCAAGACCUAAUAAGGAUAUCAAAUGAUAAUUGUGUAGAAUCAUUAACUGAAAAAAAUGAUAAUGAAGAGCAAAGUAAAGUUAAAUUAGACGUAAAAAAGGAAGAGUUACAUCAAAAUAUUAAUGAAUUAGGAACUUCUGAUAACUUAGAGAAUAAACAAUUAGAAUAUAAAGAAAUGAAAAACCUAGCUCGCAAUAUCGUCGACGGAGCUGAGAACCUCAGCUUAUUGAUACGAGAAGACAUAACAAAUAAACUAAACAGUAUGAAUGAACUGUUGAAUGAUGUAAAUGUUGCCCUAGAAAACUCUAGGAAAUCUAAUUUGGCUUAUCAAAAACUGAGAGAAGAAAGCGAACAGAGGAUAAAGAGUAAAGAAGACCGCGUAGGCAAAACUGAAGACACGGAGCUUGGUGAGAAGAGUACCAAAUGCUCUGUGACACAGUUAGACUUGAACGAUAUUCAUUCUGCUAUAAGUAGUCUUAAUACGGAAAUACACUGUCACGAGGACCGAAUAAAGAAGAGCAAAGCAAGCUGUGAAAUGAGAACGAAACAAUGCAAGGAAUUUGUCAAAGAAAUAAAUAAUGUGUUACAAGUAUCACAUGAAGUAUUACACCCUAAGCCUAUUUCUUCCGCUUCUAUAGAUAAUCUUACAUCUCAAGAAGUUUCCACAAAAACUUCUAGGAUACCAGAUGAUAGAUCAAAGAAAACACGCAAAGAGUUAUGGGAUGUUGAAAUUGAUUGCAAAGAUGAAAAAAAUAAAAAUAUGCCUGAUCCAAAUCAACAAGAAUUAAAACGUACAGAGCGGAUUAAUGAUCUUUUGUUAAAUAUUAAAGAUAAAAUGAAAGAUAAUAAGGAAGUCUUGAGAAUAGCAAAUAAUUUAUUACAUAGUGGGAAAAGUCAAAAAGUUUCUGAAAAUUCAUGUAAAAUAAUAGAACUUCCAGCUGAUAAUGAUAUAAAGGCACAAGGGGACCAUAUGCGCAAAGAGGAAAAUAAUGCCAUUCCAAAAGCAUCCGUGGUCCCGUUACUUGAAGAAGAUAAAAAAGAUCUUGAGACGGAAAAAAAAGAUGAAGUAAAGCAAAAACAAAGGGAGUUCAAAAUGAAAAUAGAAAAAGAAUUAGAAGAAGAAAAUAAAGGUCCACGAAUGACGAAGGAGUUUAUCCGCAAACUGUGCAAACAGCAUAAGCUUUACUGCACACCAUAUCUUAACGACAUAUUAUAUUUGCACUUCAAGGGUUUCUCAAGAAUCGAAAACCUUGAAGAGUAUACUGGUCUUAAAUGUAUAUUCUUAGAAAACAAUGGUAUUCAAAGAAUUGAAGGUUUAGACACUUUGUCGGAGUUAAAGUGUCUAUACUUGCAUUACAAUAUUGUACGUAAAAUAGAAAACCUGGAUGGUUGUCCAAAGCUGGAUACAUUGAAUUUGGAUCACAACUUUGUAACAAAGAUUGAAAAUUUGGAUGCCGUCCCAGAUCUUCAUACCUUGAGUAUAGGCCAUAAUAUGUUAACUACUGUUGAUGAUCUGGAACACCUGAGAACUUGUAGAAAUCUCUCAGUUGUGGAUUUAUCAUAUAACCGAUUGGAAGAUCCUCUUAUAGUCGACGUUUUGGCUGAUAUGAGCAUAUUAAAAGUACUGGUAUUAACGGGUAAUCCAGUCGUCCGUAAUAUUCCUGCCUACCGUAAGACUUUAACACUGCGACUAAAAGAGUUGCUGAACUUGGACAACCGUCCAGUAUUCCCGCGGGACCGUGCUUGUGCUGAGGCGUGGCAGCGCGGCGGUGUGCAAGAGGAAAUUGCUGAGAGGCAACGCUGGAUUGCCCGAGAUCAAGAAAAAGUAAUGGAGAGCGUAAGAUAUCUCAUGAAAAUGAAAGAAGAGAAUAGAGCCAAGAGAGAGGCGAGAGAGAAAGAAGCGAGGGAGCAAAAUGGUCUUUCACCAAAGGACGAAGAAAAAGAAGAAGCAGACGAAAAGACAACAGUAGAUGAAAAAGUACUUGAAAUGAAAACCAAGGAUGGUGUCGCAGUAGACAUGCUAACGGGGUCUGAGGCUGAAGAUAGCACUAGUGAAAGCUCCAGUGACAGUGAUGGUGAUAGUGAAGAACAAGAAACGCCGAAAAUCGAAUGGUCACAAAUCGAGAAAGGGAAGACUUUAGUACAAGAGCUGAAGGAAGAGCGUCAUAGCGAACCAGUUGAUUAUUGGACCGGCUUUGGAAAACCACCUUCUACGGUCAUGGGGGAUGUGCAAUUCUCAUCUGAAGCACAAGCAUUAAGUAGCAUACUCUUCGGUCAAACACCACACACGACAAAGAAAGAUAGUAAGGGGAAUGAAAAACCUAAUACUUCAGGCGUAAAAAUAAUCGAAGUACAUAACGACCAGUCAUUAAAUGUGGAUACUCAGAAACCAUUAUUAGAAGUAAUUGAAAAAAACACAGUCGAUGAAGAUACCCCGAUACAUGAAAAUGUGACAAGUAAUAUUACGGAAACGAAUACAGGGAUCAUAGACCAUGACAGAAAGUUAUUGAUAGAAAAAUGUAGUGUUUCUAAGUCCAAAUUUUUAACUUCCAAAAAAAAAGUUAAUGUAACUAUUAAGGAAGUGCAUAAAGAAACAACGGGUUUAGAGGAAAACAUGGUAGGAAAUGAUGGAAGUGAUGAAACAGCUGUAAAUAAUACAGAAAUAGAAGAAACUGGUUAUGACGUAAUCGGUGUUGAAAGAAGACGACGUGUCGAACAAAGUAAAGAUGACGGUGUAGCCCUUAUAAAUUUUCUCGGGAACACUGACGUGGAGACAAACGAUGAGGCCUUGCAGCCAAGUUCUGAGGACCUGGAGAUAUUUGCAGAACUGGAGCGAGAACAGAUAGAGAGAGAUGCACGAAUCGCACGGGGAGAACCUGCUGUUGAUCCUAUGAAACUUUACGAUAAGAAUAUAAUGGAUGAGUACCAUAAAAAUUUGGAGCGUGUGCCAGCGCAUCGGGUCACUGAGAAAAACUAUGUCACCACAUACAAAAAUGACAACGCGUUCGACCGCAUCGCUCUCAGCCAACUCACUAUGGGAGAGCAACCAGAUCCUAACAAGGUUAAGCUCACUCACGUUCCGGGAGCUGUUCUCUUUGAAUAUGUUGAGAAGCAGAAGCCCAUCGAACUUCAAUAUGAGAUAGGAGAGGAACACUUCGAUUCCCCGCCAUCAUCAGACGAAACACAGUCUAUACACAUAGAUAGUGAUUCAAACAGCGAGGAUAUCGACGUGAUACCAAAACAGGAAACAACUAAAACGAGACCAAAAACAGCAGCAAGUCGACGCAGUUUGACGCAAAAAGAUGAUUUGAGAUGUACCUACAUAAUUUGUGAAAGUUUUUGUGUUAUUAAAAUGUUUCUUAAAUUUGGCUUAAUAUCAUUAGGCGCAGUAGAAGUCAAUGAACCAAGUACGUCUGGUGUAAACUCGGCAAGAGAUGAAGCUAAGCAGUCAAUUAUUCAGACGAUCAAUAAUUCAUGUGAUGAUGACAGGUUUCCCUCGCAAGGAAUAAAUUUUGCUGACAUGGAAGAAAACGCUCGUAUAGAGGACACAGUGGCCUCGGAGAUUUUGGACAAAACUUUACAAUACGAGGAGGCAGAGCACUAUCGACAGUGCGGGAUCGUGACAUCACACGCUGGGAAGGUCGAUAAUCGCACCAAUUCUAUCAUAGAGAGCAUCUCGGAACAGCUGGAUAACCAGUAUACGAUUCCCGAAGUAUCCCAAAUAGUAGAUGCACAUAUAGGCUUGGCUGAGCAAAGAUGGCGUGCCGGCGAAUACGUCCAUUACAUUCCAAGUCCACCUGAAUCUAUAAUUGACAACGUCAGUGACAAUGACACAACACUUGUACCAAGCAACGAGAGUUUGUUGGAAGACACUCUAACUGACGAAUGUAAACAAGUAAUGGCAAAUAAUGAAGCAAAUGAUUCUGGAAUUGGGAACGAUAAACUUGAUAAUUCAAAGGCUCUUGAAGAAUUUUAUGAACCUAUAACAAAUGAAUCUGAGAUCCUUAAUCUUUCUGCAAGUGAGGAAGUCUUUGAAGAUUGUUUUGAUACUGAAACCAAGAGUUUUGAUAGAGUUGAUGAGAGCUAUAGUUUGGAGAUGAAGAUUGCUCUAGGUAUUGAUAAGAAGUAAAUUUCUUAGCAUACGCACAAGAAGUUAAUGUAUCAUUGUCAAGGACUUAAGUUGCGCGUUUCUUUGUUUUAGUUUCUUUUUUUCUUAUUACAAAUACGAGCUGUCUUGAUAGUUUCACAUUUGAUUUUAUAGUUUGUGUGGUAGUUAAAUGAGCAUUAGACACGUUUAAGAUUUUUAGGCUCAAUUCUUGUAAGCUACGUUGAUUACGUCGUUAAUGUGAUGUUGUUAUUAUCAACAUCAUUCGUUUUAUGAACUACAAUUAUCUUCAAUUGUAUAAAUCGUUGGUAGCCGCCCUUGUCAUCGUAAAACUGUGGUUGUUUGUCUCUUUCGAUACAACUUCGUGUUAUUUUAUGAACCUUCGACAUUAAACUGUACGCAUGUUUUACAAUUGCAAAACCUACAGUUUAACAGAAAGUUUUAUAUAGAUCCAAAUUUAAGGCUCCGACACACCUUACAUUAGCUUGAGUAACAAAAUAUGCACUGGAUUAUGGAAAUAUAGGGUUGGUUGUGCACUUUGUAGGAAAAAAUUAAAACGGGAAUUCUUUUUUAAUUAUCUUAUUAACUUGUGAUUAGGAUUGUUUAGCU